Molecule: messenger RNA, 1449 nt
Organism: Lodderomyces beijingensis
Lineage: Eukaryota; Fungi; Ascomycota; Pichiomycetes; Serinales; Debaryomycetaceae
Source: the annotation of a GenBank genome assembly
AUGACAUCGAGAUACAGAGUAGAAUACGCGCUCAAGUCUCACCGCAGAGACGAAUUCAUCGAAUGGAUCAAGGCGUUAUUAGCAUGCCCGUUUGUCUUGCACGCCGACGUUGAGUCCUUCGACUCCGACUUCCCCGAGUUGUACGAGGUGCCAGAGGACUUGGACUCCUUCUUCAAGCACCACGAAUUGAUCACGGCUCAGGAUUGCCAGCGUCGCUACUUGCAAAUCUUCCAAGACGUGGAGAAGUUGAUCGAACAUACCAUCUUAAUUGACGAAAUCAACGAUCGUGGCUCCGGGAGGAAACAGAGCUCAAGCAGAUUGCGCAAUCUUGUGCCUAGCAUCGGCAGGUUCUUCACUAAACUUCCCUUGGGGCAAGCGUUCUUGUUGGAGGAUAAACGACGCUGCAUCUCGAAGCGGAGAUUAGUGAGUCCGUCUUUUAAUGACGUGAGGAUGAUUUUGAACACGGCUCAGGUGAUGGCGCUAACGGAAAUCAACCGUGAUCUCAACCGCACCCAUUUGAAAUUGAUUACCUUCGAUGGAGACGUGACGUUAUACGAAGACGGCCAGAGCUUGACUGAAACGUGCGACGUGGUCAAACGACUUGUAAAUUUAUUGAGCAUGAAUUACUACGUGGGGGUAGUGACGGCUGCGGGUUACCCGACUCAAGCUGGUGCCGUCAAGUACUAUGAGAGAUUAAAGGGGUUGAUUGACUAUUUCCAUAAUGACCAAUGUAUUCUUACCGAUGUGCAAAAGGAGAAGUUCUUGGUAAUGGGAGCAGAAUCCAACUACUUGUUCCGCUACAAUUGUCAAUUGCAAAGCUUGAAAUUCAUCGAUUCCGAUGAGUGGCACUUGCCGGAAGUGCAGAAAUGGGAUCACGACAAGAUCAACUACAUAAUGGACACCAUCCACCACCAUUUGAUCCACUUGCGUCAGAAAUUUAAUUUGGAAAACUGCACUAGUAUAGUCAAGAAAGAGAGAAGCGUAGGCAUAAUCCCCAAUGCCGGAUACAAGAUCCUCCGUGAACAAUUGGAAGAAAUGGUUUUAUCCUGUUCGAAUAAGCUUCAAAUUAUACUUCAAAACGCCCGCGCCAAGACAAGCACCAACUCCAAAACUACCGACGACAGCUUGACGUCGCUAGAUGACAUCAAAGUGUGUGCGUUCAACGGCGGAAGUGACGUUUGGGUAGAUAUCGGAGAUAAGGCAUUGGGAGUUGAGUCGCUUCAAAAAUACUUGUGCCAGGACCCCACCAACGACUUGUGUCCCAUCCGCAAAGCCGAGACUUUACAUAUAGGCGACCAGUUUGCUAGUUUGGGCGCGAACGAUUUCAAAGCGAGGUUAUCAGCUUGCACCGUGUGGAUCGCUAACCCGCAGGAAACGGUGGCUAUUUUGGAUGAUAUUAUUGCUCUUGCAAAGGAUAAGAAGCUGGGACUUGCUCCCCUGAAUGAAUGA